CUGUUCUUGUUUGUUCUUGGGUUCGCUCUGUUUUUUUCUUUUUCUGAAAAAGUUUAUUCCUUUACGAUUUUCCGUUACGAAAUCUAGUUCUACUUAACGCCAUCUCUCGCAGAAGAACCCCCCAUAAAUUCUGUUUUCGCAGAAUGGGUUUCUGCUGAAACACAAACAAAGAAUUUCCAAAACCGAGAAUUCUCUCUCUCUCUCAUUCUGCCGACCUUGAGUUUUUUUACGCGUUUGGGUUUGUGGGUUUUGAUUUAACUUGAAGAAUUAAACGUUGAAUUUGUCGUGACUUCCUGCGAAGAGAAAGUGUUCGUUUCUUCAAUCUUGAUCAAACAAGAGGAAAGUUUGAGUUUUCGUAAAGCGUAGAGAAGAACAGGACAAUUACUUGUUGUUUAUCCCUUUUUUUUAACUGUGAACGGAAAUCUCGCCGGCGUUUUGAGUCUACGGUGACAAGGAAGUGUUUGAUUUUGACACCAUUGCCAGCGAAAACAGAGAGAGAGAGAUAGAUAAUUAGAUAUUAAUAGGUUCCCUUAAAUUUAGCUGUCUAAAAUACCCAAAAAAGACUUAAAACGUCAAACGUAUACAAUUCUCUGCGUUUCCUUUAUUUUUCUUUUCUCAGUCCAUCUAAAAUCGAAUCCCGACAAUCUCUCCCUCUCCCUCUCUCCCUCUUCUCUCUGCCAUUAUCUCUGCCUGUUUUCCUUCUCUGUUUUCUGGGUCUCUCUCUGUUCUUCUCUGGGUUGGUUGAGAGAAUCUGAUUUUUCUAUCCUUUCUCUCAAUCUUCCUCGACCAAAUCAUGAUACUCGACAAAGCUUCAACGCAAUCAAACCUCGAUUGCUUGCUUCAUUGCACAACCCCUGUCGUCAAGUCUCAAUUUUUACCAAAGAGCGAGAUGAGGAACCUGAACCAUCUGUGGCAUCCAUGGGAGAGAGACGCAGUUGAGUAUUUCACCUUGGCUGAUCUUUGGGGCUUUUAUGAUGAAUUGAGUGCUUAUGGUGCUGGAGUUCCAAUUGUCUUGAGCAACGGCGAGACCGUAAUCCAGUACUAUGUCCCCUAUCUCUCUGCAAUCCAAAUCUAUACAAGCACUCCUUCAAUAAACGGUUCAAGGGAGGAGACGGAGUCCGGUGAUGGUGAGACAAGAGAUUCGUACAGUGAUUCAUGUAGUGAUGAGAGCGAGAGUGAAAAGAUGUGGAGAUGGGAUGGAUGCUCUUCCGAGGAUGGAGGGUUAGAGCAGGACGGCAUCUGUUGGCCUCUCAAUGAUAGACUUGGUUACCUUUACUUUCAGUAUUUUGAGAGAUCAACUCCUUAUGCUAGAGUUCCUCUCAUGGAUAAGAUUAGCGGAUUAGCUCAAAGAUACCCAGGCUUGAUGUCAUUAAAGAGCGUCGAUCUUUCACCUGCUAGUUGGAUGGCUGUUUCUUGGUAUCCAAUCUAUCACAUUCCGAUGGGAAGAACGAUAAAGGACUUGUCCACAUGUUUCCUUACGUACCACACUCUCUCAUCUUCUUUCCAAGAUAUGGACCAUGGAGACGACCUUGAAUUUGCAGAUAGCAAGAGAAAGGCAGGGGAAGGCAUCUCAUUGCCCCCAUUUGGUCUGGCCACUUAUAAGAUGCAAGGAAACAUGUGGGUUUCGGGUAAUUGGGGUCGGGACCAAGAAAAGCUGAUGUCCCUAUUGAGCGUGGCGGAUUCAUGGUUAAAGCAGCUGAGGGUCCAGCACCAUGACUUCAACUACUUCAUGGGCAUUAGGCGAGGAUAAAAUCAUUCGAUCAUUUACUCACUACUUUCACAUUUUCACUCAUCAUGAAAGUGACUCCUCACUAGAAUCCAUCCACUUGUGGUUGUUUUUUUCUAGUCUUGGUGCUGGACUGGGAAUCGGCUUUUAGAAAAUUCGAGUACUUGCAGUGUGGAUUCUUCUCCAUCUUUUGGAGUUCCCAUUGACAGGGAAUCUCGUAAGGGGCUAUGCUAUAUGUAUCCUUGUGAGAGUGUCAUUAGGGGUGUAAUGUUGAUUAGUUUGACUUUGACCAACAGAGGAUCUUGUGUUAAUGAGAUGGUUGUGGCCUGAGAGAGACUGAAGACUGAAGAGAGGCUUUUGAUUGUACAAAUACAUACUCUUUUGACAUUUGAGAUGGGUGUUAAAUAUGAGGCAAAUUAAUGCAGAUUGCAGGUUUUGCAAUUACUCGA
Molecule: messenger RNA, 2175 nt
Organism: Tripterygium wilfordii
Lineage: Eukaryota; Viridiplantae; Streptophyta; Magnoliopsida; Celastrales; Celastraceae
Exons: 6
Coding region: 794-1750 (318 amino acids)
Source: RefSeq, a predicted model, not a curated record